Messenger RNA from Acomys russatus (golden spiny mouse), 3119 nucleotides. It is a transcript of the gene Pak2, whose product is annotated as p21 (RAC1) activated kinase 2. Gene Ontology annotation, molecular function: protein serine/threonine kinase activity; ATP binding. Gene Ontology annotation, cellular component: cytoplasm. The record is from RefSeq and is a predicted model, not a curated record. Lineage: Eukaryota; Metazoa; Chordata; Mammalia; Rodentia; Muridae. The transcript has 15 exons. Gene Ontology annotation, biological process: intracellular signal transduction; regulation of MAPK cascade; regulation of axonogenesis. The coding region runs from base 260 to 1834 and encodes 524 amino acids.
GCAGCGGCAGCGGUUGUUCCGCUUCCCCUCUAGCCCGGGCCGUCGCCAUUGCCGAAGGCUCCUGCCCUCCCCUCCCUGGCCCGCGGGGUUCCGCGCUUCACGGCCUCGGUAGAGACGGCCGCGCCCCGCGCCGCUCCCCUCCGCCCUGCCCUCCUCCCUCCCUCUUUGCUGCCCAGCGCUGCGCUCGCCCGCAUCGGCCCGGCAGCUCGCCCUGGGUCGGGCGGAGACCUUUCCUCUGGCCAUUUCAUAAUUCUGAAUCAUGUCUGAUAACGGGGAACUAGAAGACAAGCCUCCAGCACCUCCUGUGCGAAUGAGCAGCACCAUUUUUAGCACUGGAGGGAAAGAUCCUUUAUCAGCCAAUCACAGUUUGAAACCUUUGCCUUCUGUUCCAGAAGAAAAAAAACCCAGGAACAAAAUCAUCUCCAUAUUCUCAGGCACAGAAAAAGGAAGUAAAAAGAAAGAAAAAGAGCGGCCAGAGAUUUCUCCUCCGUCUGAUUUUGAGCACACCAUCCAUGUUGGCUUUGAUGCUGUUACUGGAGAGUUCACUGGCAUGCCUGAACAGUGGGCACGGCUGUUGCAGACAUCCAACAUUACCAAGCUGGAGCAGAAGAAGAAUCCUCAGGCUGUGUUGGAUGUCCUGAAGUUCUACGACUCUAACACUGUGAAGCAGAAGUACCUGAGCUUCACUCCUCCUGAGAAAGAUGGCUUCCCUUCCGGAACACCAGCACUGAAUACCAAGGGAUCAGAAACAUCAGCAGUAGUAGCAGAGGAAGAUGACGAUGAUGAAGACGCUGCCCCUCCUGUCAUUGCUCCUCGGCCAGAUCAUACAAAAUCAAUUUAUACACGGUCUGUCAUCGACCCUAUUCCUGCUCCAGUUGGUGAUUCUAAUGUUGACGGUGGUGCCAAGUCUUCAGACAAACAGAAAAAGAAAGCCAAGAUGACAGAUGAAGAGAUUAUGGAGAAAUUAAGAACUAUUGUGAGCAUAGGUGACCCUAAGAAAAAAUACACAAGAUAUGAGAAAAUUGGGCAAGGGGCUUCUGGUACAGUUUUUACUGCAACUGACGUGGCACUGGGUCAAGAGGUUGCUAUCAAGCAGAUUAAUUUACAGAAACAACCAAAGAAGGAAUUGAUCAUUAAUGAAAUUCUGGUGAUGAAAGAGUUAAAGAAUCCCAACAUAGUUAACUUCUUGGACAGUUACCUGGUAGGAGAUGAGUUGUUUGUGGUAAUGGAGUACCUUGCUGGUGGGUCACUCACUGAUGUUGUAACAGAAACGUGCAUGGAUGAAGCACAGAUUGCAGCUGUCUGCAGAGAGUGUUUACAGGCGUUGGAGUUCUUACAUGCUAAUCAAGUGAUCCACAGAGACAUCAAAAGUGACAACGUGCUCUUGGGAAUGGAAGGCUCCGUUAAACUUACUGAUUUUGGCUUCUGUGCCCAGAUCACCCCUGAGCAGAGCAAACGCAGUACUAUGGUUGGAACACCAUACUGGAUGGCACCAGAGGUGGUUACACGGAAAGCCUAUGGCCCCAAAGUUGACAUAUGGUCUCUGGGCAUCAUGGCUAUUGAGAUGGUUGAAGGAGAGCCUCCAUACCUCAAUGAAAAUCCUUUACGGGCCUUAUACCUGAUAGCAACAAAUGGAACUCCUGAACUUCAGAAUCCAGAAAAACUUUCCCCAAUAUUUCGGGAUUUCUUAAAUCGGUGUUUGGAAAUGGAUGUGGAGAAAAGGGGUUCAGCCAAAGAACUGUUACAGCAUCCCUUCCUGAAACUGGCCAAACCAUUGUCUAGCUUGACGCCACUGAUCCUGGCAGCUAAAGAAGCAAUGAAGAGUAACCGCUAAUGUCAUCACUGAGGCCUCAUAUUCUUUUAUCCAUUUUCUAAGAGAAGUCUUUUAAUACAUGAAAUUGUUACUCUGAAGGGUGUAAAGAGACAGUCUGCAUCACAUGGAGAAAAGCAAGCAAACUACUAUUUUCUAAAGAUGACCAAGAAAAAAUUGCAGUAAGAAAGUUAUGACUUUGAGAUGAGCCCCUGCUGUAGGGUCCAAAAGGAGUCAUGGACUGCAUCGCUAGCCUUACAUUUUCCAGCAGACAGCGCUUGACGUUUGCACACACUGUUUUGAUGACUCUCACUACAGUAGAUCUUGUUUGUUGUCUCCUUUGGGGUAUUUUUCAUACUUGAAUAUCAGAUUCGAGUUUUUCUGCAUAUUUCAUCUGCUCGUCUUCUCUCUCCAUAACCUUCCCUUCCUCCAACCUGUACCUUUGAGUUGUUGCUUUGAGUUUUUCUCAUGCCUAAAUUCAAGGCAGAUGUGAUGAUAGAAAUUAUGUAGCUCUUUAUAUUGGCAAAGGAGCUUGACAUGUUUCAACUUUUUAUAGAAGUUAGGACAGCUGUUGUACGUGUAGUAUUUCAGUUCAGAGCUUAAACUGAAAGGGGCAAAGUAUGUGAUUUUCUACCUUUUUUAACAAAUGUGAAAGAGUCAACUUUAGAAUUUCAUAGUAGUCAGUUUGACAUUUGUUACAUGUAUAGAAAGAGGACUAAUAAUCUAUAUUUAUAACUAAAUCAUUGUUACAGAGAAAAAAAAUCCCACUGACUGUAUGUUCUUACUAUUUUGUCUUUUCUCCCUGUUUCUCCUCACAUUUGACUGUAGGAACCAAAGUGAUCUGUGCCUGUUAGCUCGGGCUCUGUGACUUUGGUGCCACUCCCUUCCCUGCUGCUCUCUUAGAAAUGAGUGUCUGUAUAUGUUGCAGUUUUAGGUGUCAGUUUUUGAUUGAAUCAACCCUUAUUUCACAUGUAGCCCCUCUACCCUCUAGGGCAAGUGAUAACCAUUGAAUUUUCAGAAUUUAAAAGUUAAAGACUUUUUAUUUAAAAAAAAAGUAUUUGGGACCUACAGAAACCAAAUGAGAUUUGAAUCUUGGUGAGUUCUAGGCUACUUGUAAUAAUGAAAUGUCAAUAUUGUAGAGGUGAAGCUUAUGGCAGUAAACUGUAAAGAUUCAUCUGAUCUACAUUACUGUCUGUGAGAGAUGAAAUAGCAAAUUACUUGAUGGAUCAUUUGAGGUGUUGGGUACUUUAGUUUUUGUUUUUCCAAAUGAGUAGGGUAUUCAUUGUUUUAAAAAAAGAAAGAAAAGAAA